UGCCGGAGUCUCCCGCCUGUCCGGCGCUGCUGCCGGAGUCUGAAGAGCCCCUCUGUCCCGAGCUGCCCCUCUGUCCCGAGCUGCCCCUCUGUCCCGUGUUAUUAAGUAGGGUUGUCGUGGCUAGGAGGUCACAGAAGCGGACAAGGUGGAUGAAGACUACGGUGAAGUGAGGGCCACGUCCAGCACCAGAGCCGCCACUGCGGACAGAUGCCCACCCAGACCCUCCCCGAUAGGUUCAGGUUUUGCGGCCGGAGUCCACACCUUGGGGGGGGGGGGUACUGUCACACCCUGACUACAGUUUACUUUGUAUGUUUCUAUGUUUUGGUUGGUCAGGGUGUGAUCUGAGUGGGCAUUCUAUGUUGGAUGUCUUGUUUGUCUAUUUCUAUGUCUGGCCUGAUAUGGUUCUCAAUCAGAUGCAGGUGUUAGUCACUGUCUCUGAUUUGGAACCAUAUUUAGGUAUCCUGUGUUUCACUGUGUGUUUGUGGGUGAUUGUUCCUGUCUCUGUGUUUUGCACCAGAUAGGACUGUUUUAGAUUUUCGCACGUUUGUUGUUUUGUUAGUUUAUUCGUGUACAGUUUCUUUAUUAAAGUAAAAUGAAUAACAACCAUGCUGCAUUUUGGUCCGCCUCUCCUUCUACGGACGGAAGCCGUGACACUCUGGAAGCAAUGUCAGCACAAUAACUAUUCGUCAGGAGUUUCAUGAAAUGGGUUUCCAUGGCCGAGCAGCCGCAUACAAGUCUAAGAUCACCAUGCACAAUGCCAAGCUUCGGCUGGAGUGGUGUAAAGCUUGCAGACUCUGGAGCAGCAGAAACACAUUCUCUGGAGUGAUGAAUCACACUUCACCAUCUGGCAGUCCGUCAGACUAAUUUUGGUUUGGCAGAUGCCAGGAGAACACUACCUGUCCCAAUGCAUAAACUGUAAAGUUUGGCGAAGGAGGAAUAAUGGUCUGGGGCUGUUUUUCAUGGUUUGGGCUAGGCCCCUUAGUUCCAGUGAAGGGAAAUCCUAGCGCUACAACAUACAAUGUCCUUCUAGACAAUUAUGUGCUUCCAACAUUGGGGAAACAGUUUGGGGAAGGCCCUUAUCUGUUUCAGUAUGAUAUUGUCCCCAUGCACAAAGUGAGGUCCACACAGAAAUGAUUUAUCGAGAUUGGUGUGGAAGAACUUGACUGGCCUGCACAGAGCCUUGACCUCAACCCUAUUGAACACCUAUGGGAUUAAUUGAAAUGCCGACUGCAAGCCGGACCUUAUAGCCCAAAUCAGUGCCCGACCUCACUAAUGCUCUUGUGUCUGAAUGGAAGCAAGUCCCCACAGCAAUGUUCCUACAUCUAGUGGAAAGCCUUCCCAGAAGAGUGGAGGCUGUUAUAGCAGCAAAGGGGGAACCAACUCCAUAUUAAUACCCAUGAUUUAGGAAUGAGGUGGAAGAGGAAGUGUAAACUCCAAACACAUUUUCACUAAAAGCAGCUGUUUAGCUCGAUAAACAAAGGUUGGCAAAAAUGAAUGUCCAAGUCAAGAAAGAUUAACAUCAGCCAGCAGCACGUGCAGCACUAGCCUAUUAGCGGGUCCUUUUUCAAAGCAAUAGGUCAGAUAGACCAGUGAGUGUUGUUUGGCUUAAUGUUCGGAGUUGAGAAAUAAAGUUGACAUCGUUAAAAAGAAGAUAUGCUCAUCUUUCCUACUGUCGGUGUGUCAUUCAAAAUUAGUUUAUUAUGUUUUUUUGCCAGCGAUAUUCAUAACAUUCAAAUUAAAGCAAAAAUAAGAAAUCUACUAAAAGAAAGAAGAAAAUAACGGCUGAAUAACCCUGCCAUGCGCCCAUGACUUAUUUUAUCUAUACUUGGCUGUGUGCCAUGAGUUGUCAACAACUAAGAUGACGCGCUAUGAUAAGAGAUAACCAACGGGUCUCUUUUGGAGGUGGUUUUUGUGCAGCAGCGUUGUGCUUGGGCAGAUCAGACAAUACAUAAAAAGAGCCCCGAAACAGUGAACUCUAUUGAGUUGGUUGGCAGCAAGUCAAGAAGUUGAAGCAACAAUGAGUCUCUCCGCUAAGGACAAGGCAAUUGUCAAGGCCUUUUUUGGCAAGGUUGCCGGCAGAGCAGAGGAUGUUGGCAACGAGGCACUUUCCAGGACGCUGGUGGUGUACCCCCAGACCAAGACAUAUUUCUCCCAUUGGAAGGACCUGAGCCCCGGCUCUGCCCCGGUUAGGAAGCACGGUGGGACAGUCAUGGGAGGCGUCCUGGGUGCCAUUGAGAAGAUUGACGACCUUAAUGCUGGUCUUCUUACCCUCAGCGAGUUGCACGCCUUCAUGUUGAGAGUGGAUCCUGCCAACUUCAAGAUCUUCAACCACAACAUGCUGGUGACGCUGGCCAUGAUGUUCCCUGAUGACUUCACCCCUGAGGUGCACGUGGCCACUGACAAGUUUCUGGCUCAGUUGGCCCUGGCUCUGUCUGAGAAGUACCGUUAGGCAAUGAGCCAGAAUUCCACUUGACAAUCUUUGUAGAGUGCCAAUUUAAAUGAAAAGAUGCAAUAAAUGAAUCCUACCGAUCGAAUCUGAAACGUUGUUGUCCUUGGUGAUUAAUCGUAGGCUAUAGGUUUUUUAAUGUUUAGCUACUUAUUUAUUUAAUUGAUAGACCUAGAUUAUUGAUUGUGAAAUGAUUACACAAAUAUAUCCACUAUCCACAAAGUUGAAACUUCCACUACUCCACUGUGGGUCCACAAUGCCAUUAAUAGUAAUAACAAUUAUUGUAGUGAUAGGUAACCACCACCUUCAUUAUCAUUAUUAUGAUCAUUAUUAUCAUUAUUAGGCUACCAUUAUUACAUCACAAUCAUUAUGACUGUACGUUUGUUUAUGUGUAACUCUGUGUUGUUGUUUUUGUCGGACUGCUUUGCUUUU
Messenger RNA from Oncorhynchus masou masou (cherry salmon), 2878 nucleotides. Its product is annotated as hemoglobin embryonic subunit alpha-like. The coding region runs from base 2018 to 2449 and encodes 143 amino acids. The transcript is spliced from 3 exons. NCBI's taxonomy places the organism in Eukaryota, Metazoa, Chordata, Actinopteri, Salmoniformes, Salmonidae. Gene Ontology annotation, biological process: hydrogen peroxide catabolic process; oxygen transport. Gene Ontology annotation, molecular function: oxygen binding; organic acid binding; haptoglobin binding. The record is from RefSeq and is a predicted model, not a curated record. Gene Ontology annotation, cellular component: haptoglobin-hemoglobin complex; hemoglobin complex; blood microparticle.